CGGCGAUGCCGUGCUGCCGGGUACCGGCGCUGGCAGCGCUGCCGCCAUGGGCUGGGGAACUCGCCUGGGUCUCCUGGGCGGCCUCGCCCUGUGGACGCAGCGGCAGAGGGCAGCGGCGGCUGCCGCCCAGGAGCGGCGGGACCUGGAGUUGAAGCUGGUGCAGGUGGUCUUUCGACACGGGGCGCGUACCCCGCUGCGGCCCCUGCCGGGGUCAUCGCCGGUGGAAUGGCUUCCCACUCUUCUAGAUGUACCUGCUCAGACUAAGUUCGAUUACGUGGUGACUGACCUAAAUGGAGGACCUCAACCUCCCUCACCCUAUGAUGAACACUACAAAAAGACUACAUUCAAGGGUGGCGUGAUUGCUGGACAGCUGACAACAUUGGGGAUGCAGCAGAUGUUUGCCCUAGGGGAAAGGCUAAGGAAAACCUAUGUGGAAGAAGCCAACUUUCUCUCACCAAUAUUUAAGCCUGCUGAGGUCUUCGUCCGUUCCACUAAUAUUUUCCGGAACCUGGAGUCCACACGGUGCCUGCUAGCUGGGCUGUACCGACAGCAGAAAGAAGGAUCCGUUGUCAUUGUCACAGACGAAGCAAGCUCUGAAAUACUCUACCCCAAUUACCGCAGCUGCCAGCGCCUGAAAUGCUUGAGCAGGCUCAAGCUGGAGAAUGUUCUGCAGCAGCCAGGUAUCUGUGACGACUUGAAAACCAUUAAGGAGAAGAUGGGUAUUGAUGGGGAAAAGUCUGUGGAUUUUUUUCUCCUCUUUGAUAACAUCAUUGCUGAGCAGGUGCACAAUUUGCCAAGCUGCCCCGUGCUGAAGGGCUUUCAGCAGACUGUUGAGCGUCGAUCUGUUGAGUCGCUGCUUUUCCUUCUGGAAGACGGUUCAAGGGAAGUUCUUCAGAUGAGCAUUGGCCUCCUUUUCCAUACGUUACAGAAGAACAUCACAGAAGCGAUAGAGUCCUCAUCUCCAGCUCAAAAGGCCAGAAAGCUCAUUCUCUAUGCUUCUCAUGACACUACCCUUAUUCCUCUCCUGGUGGCACUGGGCACCUUUGAUCACAAGUGGCCACGUUAUGCUGCAGAUGUGACCCUAGAACUGUAUCAGCACCGGCGGUCCAAAGAGUGGUUUGUUCGCACGUUGUACCUCGGAGAGGAGCAAGUGGUCAAAGGGUGUAGUGGAGGCCUCUGCCCACUCAAAGAAUUUCUAGGAGCUCUUUCACAGUACUCAGUCAGUCCAGAGGAAUACAAUAAUCUGUGCUCCCAAAUGGAAGAGAAUCAGCAAGCCGACUCAUGAUUUGUCUUCAA
Dryobates pubescens (Downy woodpecker) is the source of this 1296-nucleotide messenger RNA. It is a transcript of the gene ACP6, whose product is annotated as acid phosphatase 6, lysophosphatidic. Gene Ontology annotation, molecular function: phosphatase activity. Bases 47 to 1285 code for a protein of 412 amino acids. Gene Ontology annotation, biological process: dephosphorylation. The transcript has 10 exons. NCBI's taxonomy places the organism in Eukaryota, Metazoa, Chordata, Aves, Piciformes, Picidae. The record is from RefSeq and is a predicted model, not a curated record.